UUGUUAAUUACAAUUAUUAAUAUUUAUGAUUGAUAAAUAUUAUGUGUACUGUAAGAAAUAUCAAUCAUGGAAUUGUGCAUCAUUUUUUCAUAUAUUUAUCAUUGCCAUGUGCCAUUCUAUCAAUCAUUUUAGAAGAAUUUCAUCAAAAAUCAGUGAUUGGAUUAAUAUUAGUUGGCUGACCUGCAGAUUGAUUUUAUUAUGGGGAGUAAGCGCGACCGAAGUCCAUGUAAUUAUGUAUCUGAUUUGGAUACGGAUGAUGGUGGCAAUUCUCAAUACAGGCUUAAGAAAAAACAGGUUGUUCCUGCAAUUUUCAAGGAUAAUUGUAUGACUGUUUGUGGUAAAGUGAAGGCCCAGAGGCUUGUGUUGAAGGAACAUGAGAGGAGAAGCUCUCGGCCGCCUAAUUUGACGUGUCGGAUUGAAUCUUUUACAAGGAUCUGUCAAACAUUUGAUGAGAGGACAACUAAAUGGGUGAAGGAGAUGGGAUUUGGAGGCCUUCUUCAUUUACCGUCUGAUUUGCAACUUCCGAGGAAACUUAACUAUUGGCUAUUGAGCCGCGUUGAUCCAAUAAGUCAAAAAUUGAUAGGCAGUGAUGGAAAAGAGUUCAAAUUUUCAAACAACCAAGUCCAUCGGGUUCUUGGAAUUCCGAAUGGAGGACUUCCUGUGCCCACCAAGAAAUCAUUGAGCACAGAAAUGCGUGCAAAGACCUACGAGAUCUUGGGAAAGUAUGGCAAAACAUGGGAGGGUAAAUCAAGAAACUUUCUUGGCCGCACGUAUACGUCUACAGGGAUUCCUAUCAAUUCUAGCAUGAUGGAUAGGUUGGAGGAUUAUUGGGAGGCACAUGACAAAGAAGAGUUUAAGACCCUGUUUCUGUUGAUAAUAUUGCAAAUGCUUCUAUGUCCUACUCAGUCGCCACGAUUAGCUGCUGACCUUGUUCCCGCCUUGACCUGUGCUUCAGAUUGUCAGAAUUUUGAUUGGUGUGAACUUGUGAUGGGUAGAUUGAUGCAGAGUGUCGUGAGUUUUGCUAGGGCGUUUUAUGCAUCUGGCUUUGCAAAGGGUUGUGGUGGUUGUACCAUUUUCUUAGUGAUUUUCUACUUGGACAGGCUAAAUAGAGAUCCGGUGUCAUGGGGAAGUUUUCCCCGUAUUAAGGUUUGGAAUAUGCAGCACAUUAGAGGUGCUGCUAAGGAAGACAAAAUUACAGCUACUGGAGAUUUUGGGCACCUUGGGAUGUUAGACGUUGCGUAUGGUGAGCAGCACCUUGAUAUGGCUAGGGAUAGUAAUGGCCCAGUUGACACUGCCAGGUUGUAGAGGAAUUUGGGAGUAGGCGUACGACAACUUUGAAAAAGAGGAGGACAGCGAGAAAGGAUAGAAAACCAUUUGUUCGUAAUGAUAUAAGUGGAACGAUGAAGUUUUCUGCAAACCCUUGGAGGUGCAAUAAUGGUUCAAACUCUCAAUUUUUUAGGCCAUCUGUUUCACCAUUGUUACCGGUGUACGAGGUUACUAUUUUUUUAAACAACUCAAAACCGCAAUGGUCUUUUCCUUUGCAAUUCACGACCUUCACUCGGAAAACGCAAAGCAGCAAUUGCUCUGCCCUGUUUAUUUCACUACAAAUGUGUCAGAUAAUUGUCCUUCAAUCGGGGAUGCCAUGUUUGACUUGGAAGGAAAUAAACAGUUUGCUAGGUGAAUUGCGUGGCAUGCUGAAUGUUGGAGUAUUAGGGUCCAUUUCAACCAAGCUUGGAUGGAGUGUGAAGGUACUCAAUAACAACCCUGUCCUUAAACAACCGUAGAUGAAAUAACAAUUAUGGAAUUUCAAAGAGAUCGUCAGCCGAUGUGUAAGACACAUACGAAUUGUCAGUGUUCUUACUGUGUUGUAAUAUUUAUGCAUUUCCAUUGCAAAAUCUCAAUUUCAUUUCAUUGUAAAACAGUAUUGUAUGAACAAUUGAAUCCGAUAUGUUUUACUCAAAUAUUUUUUAAUGCACUGAGACCUCAAGAAAUGUCGGCCCAGUUGCAGUUGUUCAAA
Chenopodium quinoa (quinoa) is the source of this 2017-nucleotide messenger RNA. RefSeq lists its product as uncharacterized. NCBI's taxonomy places the organism in Eukaryota, Viridiplantae, Streptophyta, Magnoliopsida, Caryophyllales, Amaranthaceae. The coding region runs from base 199 to 1305 and encodes 368 amino acids. The transcript is spliced from 8 exons. The record is from RefSeq and is a predicted model, not a curated record.